Messenger RNA from Lolium perenne, 1824 nucleotides. NCBI's taxonomy places the organism in Eukaryota, Viridiplantae, Streptophyta, Magnoliopsida, Poales, Poaceae. The record is from RefSeq and is a predicted model, not a curated record.
AUGACCUUCAUGCUCCGCCCUCAAAGGAUGUAUCCGUCUCAUUCGUCGCAUGAAUCCGUCCGGUACUGGAAUGCCGGAUGGUUCUAUGUAAAGAACAUCCAGGUUCCGGGCGUCCAUGAGGGGCUUCCCAAGUUCAUCAACAAGCCCCCGGAAGACUUAGCCAACUGGAGCUUCGUCCCCGCCCUCGCCCAGAGCCAAAAAGUUCCGGCUUCACGGGUCAACACCCAGAAGCCGAUUACGAAGUAUCUGAAAAUGUCUCCGGCCGUGGGCCCGAUUACUCCGACACCUCCAAGUACCUCCAUCCCAGCUCCUCACUCCACUCCGCCUGAGGCUCAGCCCUCUCCCGAUCCAGCUGCCCAAGCUCAACCGGAGAUCAUUCCCGUGAGCGGCGAGAAGGGAGGCGGAAGCUGUUUUGCUACUAAGCAAACUGCUCCAGAGGAACCGCAAGAAAAGAUCCCAGAAGAAGCGGAAGUGACCUCCAACGAUAAGGCUGAAGCUCCGGCUAAGGAUGCCGUCGCAUUUCCGGACAACUUCGGUGAUCCAUCAAACCUGUACUCCACUCCGAAGGCUUAUUCACAUAAAUUCUUCCAUAAGCUGACGGAAGCGGAAAAGUGGGAGCUUGAGCAAGAUCUGUUGAACUCCAUGCUGAGCAAUGCUUGGGGCAAAGCUGAUGUUGAUUCUUCCGAGAUUCAACUCCACAAGAAGGAAAUCAGUGACUUCUUCGAUCAGCUGCUCGUCAAGCGCAAGGAACAACAUGCGCUGCAUUAUGAACUGUACAAGAACAUCUCCCUACAGCGUCGCGUCACCUUGGGCCAGGCGGAUGACAUCGAGGCGCAAAAAGAAAAAAAUGCGGAUCUGGAAAAGCAGCUGGCGGAAGCCCAAGGUGCAUCCUCUUCCCUUGCCAUUGCAUCCUCCGAGCUUGAGAACCUGCGCUCCUCUUAUAAAGAUUUAGAGACAAAGCUCAUGGAGGCGGAUCAGAAGCGAGAAUAUGCAGAGAAGCAGCUGGCGGAGAAGAAUUCUGAGCUCCUUAAAAAAGAGGCUAAUUUUGUGAGCAAGCGAAAGGUUGACAGCGACACACUGCAGAAACUGCAAAGAAAAAUCCAUGGGCUCCGGAACUACAUGAACACUACGGAGAAAGGCUGGGACCUUCUCAACACAGAUGUCAUGGAGCCGCUUGGAUACGACGAAGAGCACCGCAACCAGUUUCCGCACGAUGAUCUGAUCCGGCUAGCCGAAGAAGACUGCAACGAUCUGAUCUUCGCGUGUCGGAAGAUCUGCUACAACUUGUCAAUUAAAGAUAGUAGGACCUGCAAUGUUCGGGAUCUUGUCAAAAGAAUGGAUGCCCUCCCGGAAUUGGUUGUUGAUCUUCAGGCCUCAUCUGCCAGGGGCGCUGCCCAAAUGUCUUUGGCUAUGUGCCUUGCGCGUGCUGCGCAUCUGGACAUCGAUCUUACCACUAGCGGAGUUCCUCCGGAUGCCAAUGUAGACGCAUUAUUAAAUGCAUGCAGUGGUUACGAUACCCGGAUUACGCGCUGCAUUGGUCACGACGAAUUUUAUGACAAGGUGGUGCUUCCUGCUGAUGAAGCCCUUGAAGCAGAAUAUGUCAAGGAGCGAGAAGCGGAGGCACGUCCUAUCGGAUCCGACGACGAUAGCCAGUUUACCUGGACCAGUUCCAAAGACAAAUCCAAGGGAGGCGCCGCUUCUCUGACAGAAGAAAUUGAGGAUGAUGAUGAUGAAGGUGCUGUUUCUUCUCCGGCCAAAGAAGCAGAAGAUGAACAGGCACAAAAUGAAGAUGAAGCUCGCUCUUCCCCGGCUAAGGAGAAGUAG